This is a messenger RNA of Mycotypha africana, 3266 nucleotides long. Its product is annotated as histidine phosphatase superfamily-domain-containing protein. The transcript has 8 exons. Bases 247 to 3000 code for a protein of 917 amino acids. Gene Ontology annotation, molecular function: diphosphoinositol pentakisphosphate kinase activity; inositol hexakisphosphate kinase activity; 5-diphosphoinositol pentakisphosphate 1-kinase activity. Gene Ontology annotation, biological process: inositol metabolic process; inositol phosphate biosynthetic process. The record is from RefSeq and is a predicted model, not a curated record. Gene Ontology annotation, cellular component: cytosol. Lineage: Eukaryota; Fungi; Mucoromycota; Mucoromycetes; Mucorales; Mycotyphaceae.
AGUAAUUUUAAGAGAAAACUAUCUUUUUUCCCUCUUUUCGUAACUCUGAACUGUGUCAUUUCAAUCUCAAGCAAAAUGUCUACAAAUGAAUCCUCGCCCUCUAUGAAUGAGAAUAAUUCAACUCGAGCACAAUGUAUUAUGCAUAAAGAAACAAAUGAAAUAAAUGAUUUUCAGGGCCGAUUCCCCAUUCUUUACGUUCUGAAAUAAAAGAUUUUUCUGAUAUUAGACGUUGUGGGUGUUUGCGCUAUGGAUAGAAAGGCUAGGUCAAAACCUAUGCGGCACAUCCUUAAUAGGUUAUUAGCUUAUGGUGAUUUUGAAAUCGUCAUUUUUGGGGACAAAACCAUUAUUGAUGAAGAUAUUGAAAAUUGGCCAGGCUGUGAUUUUUUGAUCUGCUUCUAUUCUAGUGGAUUUCCAAUGAAAAAGGCUGUCGCUUACACAAAGCUACGAAAACCAUUUGUUGUCAAUAAUGUGUUUAUGCAAACAUUAUUAUGGGAUAGAAGAGUAGUUCUAUCCAUUUUGGACGCUAUUGGUGUACCCACCCCCCCUCGUUUGGUUGUGUCAAGAGAUGGUGGCGCCAGAGUAGAUCCAGAUGCCGCUAAGGCAUUCAAAGAGUGCACGGGCAUGGAUAUUGAUCGCGUGUUGGCAAGAUAUGCAACCAAUACUCAGUCAGUGAAGAUUCACGAUACUUACAUUGAGGCACAGGGGAAAACCCUGGAGAAGACAUUUAUUGAGAAGCCUACCAACGGUGAGGAUCACAAUAUCAAUAUCUACUAUUCAGAAAGAAGAGGAGGAGGAGGACGAAGGCUUUUUAGAAAGAUAGGCAACAAAUCCAGUGAGUUUGAUGCUGAUUUAUUGAGACCAAAAGAAGAAGGAUCGUGGGUAUAUGAAAAAAUGAUGGAAACAGAGAAUUUGGAGGACAUAAAGGUAUACACUGUAGGACCGCAAUUUGUUCAUGCCGAAACUAGAAAAUCCCCUACUGUAGACGGACAUGUAAGACGUAAUAUGGACGGUAAAGAAAUCAGAUAUUGCGCAAAGCUUACACAGGAAGAAGAGGAUAUAGCACGAAAAGUAUCAAAAGCAUUUGGCCAAACGGUUUGCGGCUUGGAUAUAUUACGAGUACAAGGAAAACCCUACGUAAUAGAUGUCAAUGGCUGGAGUUUUGUGAAAGGAAACGAUUUCUACUAUGAUCAAUGCGCGAGAAUUUUGAAAGAAGCAUUUUACAGGUCUAUGCAAGAAAGGCCACUAUCACUUGCUGAUCAGAUUCCUCCCGAGAUAUCACCUGCCAAUUCUUGGAGGUUAAAGGGAUUUGUGGCAGUGUUCCGCCAUGGUGACCGUACGCCCAAAGAGAAAUUGAAAGUUUCCAUUAUGGAGCAACCAUUUAUCGAUUUACUUGAAGGAUCGAGACGUGAAGUAGUAUUUAGACAAAAGCAUCAGUUGCAAUCGGUACUAAAGGCUAUUGAUGAAUGCCUUUUUGCCUUCUCUAUCACUGUUAAGGAUGAACUUAAGUUGAAAUCGCUCAAAGAGAUAUUAGAGAAAAAGCACGAAUUACCUGGUACUAAAGUGCAGUUGAAGCCUAAAUUUGAUAAAGAAAGUCAAAAGCUCGUCAAAUUGCAGAUAAUUGUUAAAUGGGGAGGAGAGUUUACGCAUGCAGGUCGACAUCAAUCACGAGAUUUAGCUGAAAAUCUAAGAAAAGAUAUGAAUAUUUUGAAUCGAGAAAUUUUAGCUGACGUUAAGAUUUACAGCAGUUCUGAAAGACGUGUUAGGGAUACAGCUCAAGUAUUUGCUCGAUGGUUCCUUGGUGAUUCUGAAUCAUUAGAUGGAAUUAUCUCUGAAAGCAAAUAUUUAUUGGAUGACAGUAAUGCUGCGAAAGAUCAGGCAGAUGCAGUUAAACGACAAUUGAAAGGAUUGUUACGGCCUGGAAAUGAUAUCCCUGAAUGGAUGCUGGCGCAACUAGGUUGGUCACCGAAACUUCCGCAACCUCACGUUGUCCUUGAGGAAAUAGCUACCAUUAUGGGAAGGAUGCAACGAAUUAUGAACGAGAAUUGGGCUACUAAAGACGUUGACAAUAUACAAAGACGCUGGUGUUGUUUAGAUUCACCUCUUUUAUUCAAAGAAAGAUGGGAAAGAAUGUUUCAAAACUUUGCUUCUACUGUAACAGGUGAUGAAAGUGAUGAGGCUGAAAUGAGACGACUAACGCAUCCUGAUAAUUAUCCUGACCCAUCUUGGAUUCCAGCGUUGUACGAUUCACUGAAAUAUGAUGCACUUCACAACAGGCCAUUUCUACAAACUAUUUUUAGUGAUGAAACGGCAACCAACUAUAAUAGUGAUGACUUUGACAGCAUUAGCAGUUGUAACACGAGUAAUAUGCGAACUUCUUUUGAUUCAAAUUCAUCGCCUUUGUUAAGUAGAUGUGGAUCCGAGAUUCGACGAUUGUACAGAGCAGUUAAAAUCAUGUUUGACUUCAUCGCACCCUUGGAAUUUGGUAUAUCAGAUACGGAGAAGAAGAACAUAGGCAUGCUCAUAGGUUUUCCUUUGCUGAAGAAAAUUUUAAAUGAUCUGGAUGAGAUGAAAUCAGCUGAUAACGGACGAACACGCUUAUAUUUCACGAAGGAAUCUCAUGUCCACGCACUUCUGAAUUUGAUUUACUUAUCGGGAGUACCUACUAAGGUCCCUCGUAACACUCUACCCGAACUAGACUUUUUGACACAGAUCACAUUUGAAUUGUAUGAACGAAACAGACAGAGUGUGCCUGAAAAGGAAUACUCUCUUCGUAUUGGAUUCAGUUCUGGUGCGCAUUAUGAUAGUGUACUGGAUUUGAAAAUGGAUGCUGAGCACUGCCUGAAAGUUGCGCCAAGAAGAAAUUUGAUCCCACACUUAUUACUUGAAGAAGUAUUGACAUAUCACAAGGGUUACUUAAAUGUGCCCAAUCUCAAAAGUAUUGAGGAACAGAUCGAAGAACGAAAGCUGUAUUAUGCCCAGGAAGACAACAAUGAUCAAUAGCAUCCUUAACUACUAGCUAAAAGAUUCGGAUGAGUAGUACAACAAUAACAUUUAUUUUAUGACGAAAUAAAAGAAAAAUUUAUUGCACCUUCAUUUCUGCUUACGUUUCAUCACCUGCUACACAGAUAAGACAAUAAGCCAAGAUAAUAUUGAUACAAAUUCUUUAACGGUUGGACUUGGCAACACGUUCAAGUUCGUCCUUCUUCUUGAUGGCAUAAGAGUUAGCAGAACCCUUAGCAGCGUUAAUCAAUUCAUCAGCGAGACAU